AUGCCGUCUGCUUCCAGCAUAUAUAAGCGAACGGAGAUUAUUGGCCGGGGUAAGUUUGGAGUAGUCUAUAAAGGGUAUCAUAAACAAAGCAAGAAGGUUGUUGCCAUUAAGGUAUUGAAUCUAGAUACUAAGGAUGACGAAGUAGCCGAAGUUCAACUGGAGAUCCAGUUUCUUACGGAACUUCGAAACGUUCCUAAUGUCACCCAUUAUUAUGGUUCCAUUCUAAAUGAUACUAGACUAUGGAUCAUUAUGGAUUAUUGUGCUGGCGGGUCUGUUAGAACACUUCUUCGAGCUGGUGUAUUUGAAGAACGGUAUGUGGGGGUUAUCUUCCGGGAAGUUCUUACUGGACUUCAAGCUGUUCAUAAGUUAGGGGUUAUUCACCGAGAUAUUAAAGCGGCCAAUAUUUUAAUAUCCAAGGAAGGUAACGUUCAAUUAUGUGAUUUUGGCGUAGCAGCUAAAAUCCUGGCCAAUUCAAUGAAAAGAACAACUAUGGCAGGUACAUUAUUUUGGAUGGCACCGGAAGUUAUUAGAGAAGGUGAUACAUAUAAUUCCAAGGCAGACAUAUGGUCAUUGGGUAUCACCAUGUACGAAAUCGCCACUGGGAACCCACCAUAUUGUGAUAAAGAUGCUCAAUGGGCCAUUCAAAUGAUUUCCAAACUGACUCCACCAAGAUUAGAAGGCAGAGAAUAUUCUCCUAUAUUGAAAGAAUGUAUAGCCCUCUGUCUUGAUGAAAACCCAGAGGAAAGACCAAGUGCUGAAGAUCUAUUAAAGUGUAAGAUUGUUAAAUCCUACAAGAAUUUACCAUCUUCUAUUCUAAUGGAAGUUAUACUGCGGUAUCUUUUAUGGAGAGAUAAGCAUUCAUCUCGAGAAUCUGUGUUUGUUAACAUUGAGGACGAAGCUCAUCAAGUGGAUGAAACCAACAACAAUAAUCAACAACUUCAAGUGAAAUGGGAUUUUGAUUCAUUAUCAAGCAGAGAAUAUAUUGUGGAGAAUGAUAUCGAUUUGGUGGAUGAUCAUGACCAUAAUAAUGAUAAUUAUAACACUCAUCCCACUUUUGGGUUUGAGACCUCAAACUUCAGCAAUAUGAAUACUUUAACGGGUACUGCCGCAUUCAACAAUAAUGUUAACUACAAUAUUAAUAGCAACACAAUGACAGGAAUAGGUGGUGGUAGUAACAACAGUCAUAGUCAUAUCUCAAGAUCAACUUCAACUGCUAAUAUUCCAAAAUCACUUGCUCUGCUUUUUGAAGAUGCAGAAGCAACCACUCCAACGGUCACAGAAGCUCCUGAAUUACCUUCUCAUAUACGAUUGGAAUCUCCAACCAUAGAAAUCCCAGACAUGGACAAUAUCUCAUAUUCAACAUCUGCACUACCAUCAACAACUACCACUAGUCAGCCACCGGUGAAACCAGCAUUGGUAUCAACAGUUUCUGCUCCACUGCAUCCUGUGUUAUACAAACCUCCACCAUUAUAUCAUUCACAAUCAUCGCUGGCAUCACUUGAAGGCGGCUCUACACGAAUUGGUAGGACAAGAAAGAAGACUAUACUGAACACAUAUUCAGCAACAUCAACUGCCACUGGUUCUACUUCUGUUGGACCUAGCUCCAGUAUGAAUCAACCACAUACUCCUCCUUAUACCAUAGGCUCUAAUGUUAGAACGCCAUCGCCCAAACCUCCUUCAGUCUCCAAUGUUUUAACCAGUUUGAAUAGCACCACCUCUCCCUCCAAAUCCAUGAAGGUCUUACAAAACAAUUCUAAUCCUUUAUUGCAGCCUAUUAACUUGAAACCUUCAACCACAGCAUCAAUAGCUACCACCACUUCAGCCAGUACAGCUUCAACUGCUUCAUUGGCUUCGAAUGGACUGAUCUCUACUGCUCAAACUACCACUACAGCAGCGACCUCCUCGGCUCCUUUAUCUACUGGAAGCACACCCACUAAUGUACCUGUCAAAGCAAAAAGAGUGAGACCAGGCUUACAUAUUCAAAUGCCAGUACCCUCCAACUACUUUACAAAUUUAACUGUUCUUAAUAGCCAGGAAUUUAAUUCCAAUACCAUUACUACUCCUCAUGGAACAGGACACCACGAAGAUGUUAACCAGUUUGGAGUUAACAUUGCGCUGGCUCAAGGUCUAAGUAUGACACCAUUAACAGAAAGAGAGAUUGUAUUGGGACCUACUGGACCUGGAACUGGACCUGGACUUGGACCUGGACUUGGACCUGGAUCUGGACCUGGAUCUGGCACUGGCACUGGCACUGGCACUGGCACUGGCACUGGCACUGGCACUGGACACUCAGAUGAACGUAACGGUCCUCCUAAUUUAUUUGCAUCAAACGAAGGCUCAGGCUCAGGUUCAAGAAGUCAUCCAAGCUCUAAGAAGAACUCUCUUAGUCAAGGCUCAGGAGCCACCAUGGCAGCUCCAGGAUUAGCCACUGCUACCCCGACAUCGGGACAGCUGUCGGUAUUUCUUUCUAAAGCCUCCACCAGUGGCUCGUCUCCAACCCCGAACCUCAGUGGAACAAGAAGUGGCACGACUACAACCACCACUACGACUAAGUUCCCUCCCUUGCCAAUUAUUGAUGCUGAAAUCUUUUCUGAUACUACGCCCAAGGUUAAGUUGGUCAACGAGUUGGAGACCAUGGUCAAACUAUUUAGACAAGGAUUGGAUGCAUUAGAAGAAGCUCUUUAG
Molecule: messenger RNA, 2685 nt
Organism: Lizanozyma spartinae
Lineage: Eukaryota; Fungi; Ascomycota; Pichiomycetes; Serinales; Debaryomycetaceae
Gene: KIC1
Product: putative serine/threonine protein kinase
Exons: 1
Coding region: 1-2685 (894 amino acids)
Biological process (GO): protein phosphorylation
Molecular function (GO): ATP binding; protein kinase activity
Source: RefSeq, a predicted model, not a curated record